Molecule: messenger RNA, 9107 nt
Organism: Cavia porcellus (domestic guinea pig)
Lineage: Eukaryota; Metazoa; Chordata; Mammalia; Rodentia; Caviidae
Gene: Stac3
Product: SH3 and cysteine rich domain 3
Exons: 15
Coding region: 482-1573 (363 amino acids)
Biological process (GO): positive regulation of protein localization to plasma membrane; skeletal muscle contraction; positive regulation of voltage-gated calcium channel activity
Cellular component (GO): extrinsic component of cytoplasmic side of plasma membrane
Molecular function (GO): protein binding
Source: RefSeq, a predicted model, not a curated record
CCUAGGGAAAAUAGAAUUGAAGAAGUGUUUGAACCUUGGGAAAAGGGUAUGGGUAAAUCUGCUUAUAAUUCAUCUUGACUUUACCUUUAGAUAUCUGAACUUCCUUCAAAUGAGUAUGUAGCAUGAACAGAAACUGUUCCUGACUAUCCAGUGUUCAUCAAAAAUGAACAAUCAAAAUCAAAGAGCAGCUCUGGGGUAUGGGAGGAGUUAGGGUCUGGCCCUGCCCUAGACCUCUCCGUGUCCAAUUUCUCUGUGUCAGCUGUGCUGUUCAGCUGUCCACUUUCCUCCAGCCCUGUCAUUUCAGCUCUGACACCUAGCUGAGAGUUUAAGGCCUACAGUACGUCUGGGUGGCUGGUACUGUGGACUGAUUUAGGGAAUCUUAAAUGUAAGUUGCCUCUUCAUCAUCCUUCCAUUUCCAGGACUGCACCCCAGCUUUCCUAAUACAUAAUCUCUUCAGCUUCUUCAUUUUGCUCCUUGUCUGAUGACAGAAAAGGAGGUGUUGGAGUCUUCUAAACCCUCCCUGCCAGCAGAGGCUUCGCAAAGUGGGCUACAGCGACUAAAGCAGUUGUUCAGGAAGGGAUCUCCAGACACAAAAGAGAUGGAACUUCCCCCAGAGCCCCAGGCCAAUGGUGAGGCAGUAGGAGCUGGGGGUGGGCCCAUCUACUAUAUUUAUGAGGAAGAAGAAGAGGAGGAGGAAGAGGAGGAGCCACCCCCAGAACCUCCUAAGCUUGUCAAUGACAAACCCCACAAAUUCAAAGAUCAUUUCUUCAAGAAGCCAAAGUUCUGUGAUGUCUGUGCCCGGAUGAUUGUGCUCAAUAACAAAUUUGGACUCCGCUGUAAGAACUGCAAAACCAACAUUCAUGAACACUGUCAGUCCUAUGUGGAGAUGCAAAGAUGCUUCGGCAAGAUCCCACCUGGUUUUCAUCGGGCCUAUAGCUCCCCACUGUACAGCAACCAGCAGUAUGCUUGUGUCAAAGAUCUCUCUGCUGCCAAUCGAAAUGACCCUGUGUUUGAAACCCUGCGCACUGGGGUGAUCAUGGCAAACAAGGAACGGAAGAAGGGACAGGCAGAUAAGAAAAAUUCUCUAGCAGCCAUGAUGGAGGAGGAGCCAGAGUCAGCCAAGCCAGAGGAAGGCAAAGCCCAGGAUGGAAACCCUGAAGGGAACAAGAAGGCUGAAAAGAAGACCCCUGAUGACAAACACAAGCAACCUGGCUUCCAGCAGUCUCAUUAUUUUGUGGCUCUCUAUCGGUUCAAAGCCCUGGAGAAGGACGAUCUGGAUUUCCCGCCAGGAGAAAAGAUCACAGUCAUUGAUGAUUCCAAUGAGGAGUGGUGGCGGGGGAAGAUUGGGGAGAAGGUUGGAUUUUUCCCACCAAACUUCAUCAUUCGGGUCCGGGCUGGAGAACGGGUGCACCGUGUAACAAGAUCCUUCGUGGGGAAUCGUGAAAUAGGGCAGAUCACUCUCAAGAAGGACCAGAUCGUGGUGCAGAAAGGAGAUGAAGCUGGCGGCUACGUCAAAGUCUACACCGGCCGCAAGGUGGGGCUGUUCCCCACCGACUUCCUGGAGGAGAUUUAGGUGUGCGAGUAACCUGCAGGCAGGAGACACCCAUCCCCAUUCUGGGCAGGCCCAGUGUAGGUUGGGGAGGAAAGGGGCGAAAGCAACUAGACUGCUGCUUGGGGAAGGCCUGCCAAAGCAAGACGGAGUUUCUGGGAAGGGACUGGUUCCCGCCUCCUCCGGGCCUAGGGCCUCGGUUACCUGGUGCCCAGAGCAGCCUUCACCUGCAACCCCUCGAGCACAGCCUGCAAUAGCUGGAAAAUAAAUGCUUCUCCAGCAAGAGGCACCGACGGUUGUCUCGGGGACAAACUGUCGAAUGUUGCAAAUUUAUUAAAGUUUUGACAAAAAUAUUAAACUUUGUUAUUUCACUGGGGACCAAAAGAAAGCUUUGCAGGGGAGUGAAGAAUGCUUUCCAGCUGUCCCACCUUACUAUUAUCGGGUAACCCACCUGGCUAGACCACUGCAAGCAGAGAAGAACAACGAACCGGACUGGAGUCGCCACCCAGCUGCCCCUGUGCCUGGUGUGCCUGGGAGCAAGGAUCUAGUAACAGAGUAGAUCCCUCUAGCUCUUGCUGGCUAUUUAGCGGCCCACUGACCCUUUCGUUUCAGAACUUGGCUCAGCGCCGAGCUGGGCCGCCAGGGGGCGGUGCAAGAUCUCAGUUGGAGAUCGAGGAACGGGCAGGGGCGGGAGGAGAGUGGAUAAGGGAAGAGAACUAGAGACACCAAGCCCGAGACCCUAGGCCUAGGAGGGGGGUGGGGUGCGUGCCAUCUCCAUGGCAACACUUCCUCAAGGCCUCGGGGAACAGAGCUAUCGAGGCCGGGGGGCGGGAGUUAGUCCCUCCAGCGCGGCCCCUGCCCCAGCCCUUUCCGACAGGUACCCAGUGAGAGGACGCUGGGCCGACUGUUAACCGGCUCUGGUGGGGAGGCCCCCUGCGGUGCAUCGUAUGCAAAUGUUGUUAUUUGCAUAUGCGAAUAUGCAAAUACGCCGGCCCUGGUCAGGGCAGCAGGUGGCGAGGAGAGAGAAGGUAUGGGGAAACGAGCAGAAGGAGACGAGGAGUUUGGGGACCUGGGAACAGACCAGUGAGAGACAGUCUGGGGUGGUUGCUGGAGUGGGGCAGGCAGAGGGUCUUGAGCUUGAUAAUGGGUGGGGGAGGGUCAGCCUGGCCAGCUAGAGCUCCUAUUCCUGCCUCCCCGUUGUCUACCAGGACUGAGGUUGGCAUCGCCUAGCAAGGUUGGCAGCAGGAGCCCGGGCACCAUCUGCUGCUGGCGGGGGAGGGCAGAGGCUCAGCUGGGCUAGGGAAGAGGAGGGCCCCGGGACAGGCGCGCUCCCCCACCCCUUUCUUACCGAAGGCCGAGAUGUGAAGAGGGGGUAGGGAAGCACACAAGAUUACUCGCGGCAGAACCCGGUUCAGUUUCUUGUUCCCUUUGCCCUUGACUGUCCCAAAUGCCUGGGGGCAUUCUCGGGUUCAUACAGGAAGAUUCAGGUAGCUCUCCUUUAAUCACGAUCAUGGACACAUGCACACAUUCCAGUCAUGAAAGUCAACAUAGUUUUGGCCCCCAUUUUUCUUCUGAAUCACCUACCUUGAAGGUAUGCAAGGAGGGACAGCUGAGGGCUUGGACUGUUCCUAUUCAUCAAAUGAUCUGAAGAACUCAAAACUGGAGUCCCUUCCCCAAGAUCUUGGAGACCCUCCCCAAACACAAUGCUGAAAUAAAGCCAAUUUACUGGCUCAUUGGGUGGCGACGCUGGUGUGGGGGUGUCGAGGAGCGGGGAGAGCGGCUGUUCUUCCCCUACACUGGGGGGGGGGAUGCCCCCUCCCUAGCCUUACCCAGCCAGCAGCUGUCCCUAAUUAGAGUGGAGGUUUAAUUGGAUUUAUCAGCAGUUAAUAGGAAAUUAAGCAAAAGGCCCAAGAGAAGAGGGGCGGGAGGAACGGGGAGACAGGCUGUGCUGAGCUCAAAGGAGGGGUGCUAGGGCUCCAGCUGUGGGAACACAGGACACAGUGUCAUGAUGGAGCCCCCUGGUCAUGCCCUUUCUCUCAGUACUCUUCAAACUAGUGGAGCCCUGGCUUUUAGACUGGGAAGCAAAUCCCAGGAGACAGCUGCAGGCAUGACAGCAGCCAUAUUUGAGUCCCCCACUGCCUCCCACUCCCACAAGCAGCCGCCUGGGUGAUGGAUGAUGCAGCUGCACACCACAAAGGUCAUAAGUCUAGGCCAAGGAGCAGACUGAAUUGAAAAUAGAUCAGAGAAAAGGCUGGGGUACUAGGGUCCAGGACUCAACUUGCAUCCCACUCCUCCAAAGUCUACUCCAUUAUUAAAAAAAAAAAAUUUGUGAUGUGGUGGCCAAUGCCUGUCAUCCCCCUACCUCCCUCCCCCUUGGGAGGCUGGAACAGGAGAAGGGAGAGUUUGAGGCCAGCCUUGCCACACUAGGAGACUAUCUCAAAAGGAGGAGGGGGAAGCUCCUUGAAGUCCAAAGACUGAGCAGCAUGGAAAAUGAGGUGGGAUAUGGAACUAUCCUUUCUUCAACUCUUAUCUUGCAAGCCAGUUUAAUAUUCUGAGAAUUUCUCAGCAACCAGUGCCACCAAUGUGCCACCCCUUUGGCUCCUUCUCUCCCAAAAAGCUCAAGCUGGGGCCCCCAGCAACCCUGGAAUUGUAGCCCCAGCGUCGCAAGGUCCACACCACUGCAGAAGGGAAGGGAGCCUGCAGGCAGUCAAGGGAGACCUCAGGCCUGAGUCCACAGCCCCAGGCGCUUCCGCCACUGCCUCCUCCUUGUUAUACUGCUAGGUUAACAAGGCUUACUCAGAGAGUCUUGGUGACCUCUCAGCCACCUCCACCUGGGGGGUGGGCACAGAUAGCAGAUCCUGCAUGAGUGGAAAGCCUGAGAUGAAUGUGUCUAGUGGGGAUCUAUACCCCUGAUUUGUGAUGGGUUUGUGCAUUGGGAGUGUGAGAUGUACUGAACCCCAGGCGUAGUUUAUGCCUUUUCUAUUACUAUAUAUCUGUGCCCCUGAACCUAUUCGUAUUGUGGAGUUUGUCCACUUGCCACCCACACUGAUCUCCGCAAUUUCUGUCGAAACCUCAGGAUGUCUAGGUGUCUGGAUGUUCUUGCUGCUUUGGCAUGUGUCUGUGCUCUGGUCACGCCUGGGUGUGCCCCAUUCAGGCAUCUCCAAGUAUCUGUCUCCAGGAGAGCUGCUUGUGUGUGUGUGUGUGUGUGUGUGUGUGUGUGUGUGUGUGUAGCUCUGGCGUCUCCACCAGCAGGUGUGUAUCUUGGUGACAGUGCGUGGGUGUGUGCCUGGGUGUGAGCCACACAGUGGCGUGUACCCGAAUGACAGUGUGGCACGCACCCAUGUGUGUGCAUCUCAGUGUGUGUGCAGUCUCGGUGUGUGUGUGAGUGUGCGCGUGCUCUUGCUUUCGUUAGCAUGCUCGAGUGGGAGUGUCUGGGUGAGUCUCCCGCCCCCCUCCCCAAUUUCUAUUCCUCUCUCCUCUCCUGGCCGGCUCAGCUCCACCGUCCGCAUCCUCUCCAUCCAUUAUUGAAGAAACAGCCGCGUCUGCUCCAAUCACAUCAACACCCCUACCUGCUUCCAGUUCCUCUCGCCCCAUGGCCCCUUCUGUGCUGGAGAGUGGGAAAGCCCGGGCUCAGCUGGGGUGCCAGGCGGGAGAGGACUCAUGACCCCCGUGCCCCAAACUGGGCCAGGCACUGGGACCCUGGGGUCCCUGGUGGAGAGCAUUUUGCAUAAACAGAUGGCACGGGUGUCUUUGUCUCUUUCGUUUGCUCGCUUGCGCACUUGCACUGCUUCGAGGCUCCCAGCUCUGCUUCAGUCUGGCUGAUGCAAUCAUGAUCAUCUCACAGAGCCUCGGGACCUGGAGCCCUUAAUAGUGGCGGAGGGGGUCAGAGGCCCUGGGGCUCCUGAGCAGAUGCUGGGCACUGUGCUUCCCUCCCUCCAGGUGUCCCACUCAUAGCCCACAGCUGAGGCAGCGGUAAGACUGAGGCUGUGCUGAGAAGAUGGACAUGUGGAGGUGACCAGGAAGUGGACCUUGAGCAGUACCACAAGGUGUCCUUAGGCGGUCCAGUUGGGCUGGUGCAGCCCCCAGGGGCAGCAAGUCAAAAUAGGAAUAGAGCUGAAGAAUGAGGGGGUAAGCAGUAGGGGAGACAGAGAAAGGAGUUUCCAAAGACAGGCAGGGAGGCAGAGAUGGAAAGAUAGAAACAGAUACUGGACAAAGCAAAGUAGAGACAGCAGAAGAGAGACAGAUGCAGCCAGAAUACAAUGUAGGCAUACUUUAAAAAGACAGAGCCUGAAGAAGAGGCAAAAAAGGGGCAGUCAAAGGCAAAGGCAGGCCAGGUCAAAGGGCAGAGUGCAGUCUCCGGACCUACAGCCUCAAAGCGGGAUGGAGCUGCCGAAGGCAUCGGAGGCCAGCCUGGAGAGAGGGACCAGCCUGAACCUGAGGUGAUGCUGACAGCUGUCAAGGCGGAAUUUUCUGCGUCGCCUCUUCACCUUCUGGCCCCACCUCACAACUGACGAAUGGAGACUGAGGGACCCCAUUGCCUCAGUGGCGGGAGUAGCCAGAGUGGCCAGGCAGGAGGGAAUCUCCAUGCCAGGCGCAGACUUCCCUGAAAGAACGCUGGGAGUAUAGGGCCGACGCCUCCCCGAAAGGGGGAGCCCAAGGCCUCUUCCCGAGUUUAGGAGCCGCUCGGCCUCCAGGGGGCACCCAUGCCCAUGGCCUUUGUGGCCACCGCUUGCCUCCUUGACAAGUCCAGCUGCAUUUGGCUGCGACGCCACAUCCAGCGUUAGAAUCCUGGUACGGUUUAGAUUUCACAGUGUAGUCUCGGCGGGAGCCCCGGCCGCGCAGAAUCCGUUAACCCACUGGACCCACCUCACACCUGAAGAAUGGUCCUAAUCGUUAUGGUAGGAAAGUCCAAAGAAGGGAGAAAUGGGAUCCGGAACCCAAUGAGUUCUACAUUCCAGCUGGACCUCAGGGCCCAAGAUCUAGGGAUGGGAAGGGAACUUAGAAGGUCAAAAACUUGGGCCAGAAGGUAGUAAAGGGUCAAGGAAUCGUUGGGAAGAAACAGAAAAAUAUAACUUUGGAGCUCAGAGAGCAGGCCCAGGGAAGGAAGAGUAGUAGUUCUGCGACAGAAGCAGGAUGGAGGAUCUGGGUGGGCCAGGUGCAGUUCACUAGAACGCAGAAGAAGGGAGGAAGAAGUGACAAGCAACCCAGAGCCAAAGGGCGUGGCCCCAGGGCCAGGCCUCCCUCCCUGCCCUGUUUCCACAGCUGUGCCACAGAGUACCAGAUGUGCAGCCCAGCUGGGCGCCUGCUCAAGCUUCGAGCUCUGGGACUGAUUUUAAGUACCAGAGAUUGGAGGGCUGGGGGCACGGCGACAGGACACCCCCUCCAAGGCCCAGCUUGGAUGUGCAGGCGCUCAGGCAGGGCUCUGCGCUGCUUGAAGCUCUGACAUCCUGUCAGCCCUCCUCCUCCACCGCCCCACACACACAUCGCAGUGAGUCUCUGUCUCUUUGUUCUCACUGUGUCUCUGACACUUUAUCUCAUUAUCCGCCUAAAGGAGGCGGAGAGCUGGGGACCCCGCAGCCUAAUUACAGCCAGCUUGUCAGCAUAAGGGGUGGGGGAGGUAACAGGGUGCGAGAAAAGGAGGGGGCCCAUAGGAGUGGCCUUCUCCCUCCCUGUGCCCCCAGGGGCCCAGCAGUGGGUGCCUAGCUCACCCCUGCUGCCCAUACAGUGGGCUCUGGCAGAUCCAGGGCAGAGAUGGGAGGGGUGGUGAAUAUUAGCAUGGGAGAGGAGACAAGGGCUGGGCUCCUGCAUCUCCAAGACCCCAAAUCCCCAGACAAGAGUAGGGAGCCUUCCCACCCUGGCAGGCCAGCAUAUACCUGAACUGGCUGAGGAACCAAGUAAUAGCUCCUCAGUUGUGUCUCUGCGUGUUCUUCCUACCUCAGCAUCUUUUCUAUCUUUGACUAUUCCUUCAUUCCAUUCUCUUCCCUGGUUCCACAGCCAGAGUGGGCCCUCCAAGGCAGACCCCCACGUUUACUACCACUUCAAGCAGGAAAGCACUUCCAGCCUCUUUCUCCACCAAAUGCCCAAAACUCAUGUCUCUAUCCCGUGUCCUGGUCAGAUACAUCUGGUUUCUCCAGCCUCAAGUCACUAUUCCUUCAGAGCAACCACAAUUUGGAGAACCCACCCAAAUCCAUGGGGGUGCUGGGUAUGUUUAGUGAGAUCACCUGUCCCUUCCUCCCACCCACCAUGGACUCAAAGAACCAGGGUUCUCAGGACCUUGUAGCUCCUGGGUAGUUCCAAGAGUAUCGGGAAGAGGCUGCAGUUGCCCUUACUGCCCCAGGCCUUCCUUUGAACACUCCACAUACGUGCAUUUUGCUAGAGAUCUAUCUGCUUGCCUGUUCCACAUCUGGAUUCCCUUUCAGUUAGUCUCUGAAUACUUGAGUUCCCUCCCUCAAACACCCAAAACCCUAGAUAUGAUGAAGUCCCAUGAGCCAGGGUGCAGGUGUCUGGAGGAGAGUAGGGGUACAGAAAUCUCCAGUUUCCGCCAACAAUUUAUUUGCUUGGGGCCUGGAAUUGUCAAAGAAGCAAACUGAGAAGGGUGGGGUGAGUCUGGAGAGGCCUGUGCUGUGCUGGGCUGGGCUGGGCUAGGCUGACCCCUCCCCAUUGGGGGGCGGGAUCCCAGGAAGAGGGAUACAGCAGAGGCACUAGAGAGGACCAGACACUGGGAAGGAGAAAUGGCAGGAACCAGCCUCGGAGCCCGUGUCUAUCGGCAGAUCAAAAAACAUCCUGGGCUGGGACAGAAAGAACAACCCAGAACCCUGGAAUCGCUUGAGCCCCAAUGACCAAUAUAAGUUCCUUGCAGUUUCCACUGAUUAUAAGAAGCUGAAGAAGGACCGGCCAGACUUCUAAACCAGGCUGGGCUGCUAGUUCGAUGAAAACCAUGAAUUGACUUCUUCCACUGCUCCCUCUCAGACUGCAGGGUGUCAGUCUGAGAUCUUGUCUAGCUCUUGCUUACACAGGCCAGGUUCCCACGGAAGAGGGGAGGCAGCUCUACCCUUACCCCCCUCUCUUGAUCCCAGCAGCGGAAGCAACUCUGACCCUUGGCCUCAGUCCCAUGUGGGGGAAGGGAGUCAGGACAGCCAGCAGCUGCUGGGUCCUUGGCCCCAAAGGCCCAAACCAGCCCCUCUACUCAGUUCCCCUCACUUGCAGGGUGUGGCACAGAAUAAGUGUUGAGCGUGGCCUACGUGAGCCAAGAGCAAGCAGGGGCCUCUGAGUGCCAAGUGAGGACGUGGCAGGCCCGUCUGCCUGAACUCUGAGAGUGCCAGGCCUGGGGUGGCGCUGUUCAGGCUUGACUCUGGCUGCCGAGCCUGCCCAGAUGGGACACCCAUGCCAAGCAGCAGCUCCUCCUAUGCCCAAGCCCACUGCCUCCCCCACCCAUAGCAUAGAGCACCUGGGCCUCCCUGUGUCGCUCCCCACCUCUCCCCUCCCUUGCUCCCCUCAGUCCCCUGGGAUCAAACAGAAGCAGCCGUGGGCAAAAUACAAUUUCAUUUAACAAAUUGAA